Molecule: messenger RNA, 216 nt
Organism: Monosiga brevicollis MX1
Lineage: Eukaryota; Choanoflagellata; Craspedida; Salpingoecidae
Exons: 1
Biological process (GO): regulation of transcription by RNA polymerase II
Molecular function (GO): DNA-binding transcription factor activity; RNA polymerase II cis-regulatory region sequence-specific DNA binding
Source: RefSeq, a predicted model, not a curated record
UACUCCCGUAAGACGCACCUUGACCGUCACUUGGCCGUACACGGAGGCCAACCCCUCUUUGUCUGUGAAACGUGUGGCAAGCACAUGUUCCGCAAGGAUCAUUAUCGCUACCACCUCCGCACCCACUCGGACGACCGUCCUUUCCCCUGCACGCAUGCCAACUGCGACAAGGCCUUCCGCCAGCGUGGUGCCCUGAAGCGCCACCUCGUCUCGCAC